AUGAAGAACGAAGAACUCGCCGCCAUGAUUCACGCUUUGGAGCUCAGUUUCCAAAAGCAUUCGGAGGAACAAUUUGCCCGAUUUAAUGCUAAGUUGGAUGAACAAGUCACACGACUGGAUGACCGAGUAAACCAGCUACAAACACCAUUGGGGACAUCGCAUGGAGGUAAAGCAAGUAUAGUGCAUGAUCUGCAUUCUCCAACUGGGCAGAAUUCUGAAGGAGUCUCGGAGAACAGGGAAAUGAACCACAUCUUGAAGAGUAUGAGAGUGAAAGUUCCUCGGUUCGAAGGGAACAAUGUGGAAGAUUGGGUGUACAAGAUCAACAAGUUUUUUGACUUACACGGGGUUCCGCCAGGCACUCGGUUAUCGUUGAUUGCAUUUCAUCUUGAAGGACCUCCCUCUACCUGGUUUCAAUGGAUGGAAAAAGGGGGUGGGUUUGCGGACUGGGAUUCGUUUCUGCGAGCCUUACGGUUACGUUUCGGAGUGUCCAUUUAUGAAGAUCCGCUGGGGAGGAUCGCGAAGUUAACUCAGACUGGGCGUGUUUCGGAAUUCAGGGCCGAAUUUGAAGAUUUAAUGACUCGGAUUUCAGGUGUAUCGGAGCAAUUCUUCUUGAAUUUUUUUGUAUGGGGAUUGAAGAAUGAGAUCAGAAGGGAGCUGUUGCUGGCCAAACCAGUAGACUUAGCCGAUGCUAUGGCCAAAGCUCAACUGUUCGAGGAUAGGCACGGUGAUUUACUGGGGAGGGUGAGAAGUGAGGGGACUCGCGCGGGGUGGUCUCCGCAGUUCACAAAUUCGUCAAGCCCCGUCCAUGGCACGGUUGGAUCGAUUGUUAGUGCACCCAACACCAAUGUAACAGUAGCUGCCAAAUUUCACAAACCCAGCCCCUUGGCUUUGCCAGUGAAACGUUUGUCUCCCACUGAGAUCAAGGAAAAAAGAGAUAAGGGACUGUGUUUCACCUGUGAUGAGAAAUACAGUUUUGGACAUAAAUGUAAAAAUCGUGUUCUAAUCCUUUGUACCCAGGGAGAUGAGGAAGAAGAAGAAGCGACGGCACAAACUGAACAAGGAGACACUUAUGAUGUAGAGGAGGGGCUGACUGAGGAAGUGAGUUUGAAUUCAUUAUCGAAUUCCACCAAUCCGAGGAUAUUCCGCAUUAUUGCCCAACAUGGAACCGAGCCUCUGGAGGUUUUGAUCGACAUGGGCAGCAACAAUAAUUUUAUUCAAGAGGCAUUAGCAGCUCGUUUGGGAUUGGCUUGUGAGGAUACCAAAAGGUUCAAAGUGUAUAUGGGAAAUGGCAACUCUCUUUGGUGUUCCCAACUGUGUAAAGAAGUGGAGUUAAUCUUACAAGGGCAUAAGUUUUCAGUCGACUUAUAUGUCUUGCCGAUAUGGGGUCUGGAUGUAGUUUUGGGGAUGCAAUGGCUUCAAACUUUGGGACCUUGCAUACAUGAUCAUCGAGCAUUAACAAUGGAAUUUAAAUGGCAGGGUAAUGUGGUCAAACUAGCGGGCUCGUCAACUACAGAGAAUCAUCAAUUAUCUUCGGCACAAUUACGAACUAUGUGUAGAGAGGGGGACAUAAAGGAUGUUUUUAUGUUGGCCACAGUUUCACAGACAGAGGCAGCAGCUUAUGCAGAGGUUGCGGACUUAGAAAAACAGUUACCAUUGGAAGGACAAGGCGUUCUUUUUGAGUUUCAAGAUGUCUUCGCCGAGCCUACACAAUUACCACCACACCGGCUGACCGAUCACCGCAUUUUCCUACAACCGGGGUCGAAACCAGUCAACGUAAGACCAUAUCGUUAUCCUUACUUUCAAAAGGAUAUUAUUGAGCAAUUGGUGCGGGAGAUGGAGCAUUAUGGGUUCGUUCAACCAAGUAAUAAUCCCUAUUCAUCACCGGUCUUAUUAGUGAAGAAAAAGGAUGGGUCGUGGCGUUUUUGUAUUGAUUAUCGAGCAUUGAACGACAUUACCAUUAAAGACCGAUUUUCGAUACCGACCAUAGAUGAGUUAUUGGAUGAGUUGGGAGGGGCGACAGUAUUUUCUAAGCUGGAUCUUUGGGCCGGGUAUCACCAAAUUCGAAUGGAUUCGCACGACAUUCACAAGACAGCAUUUCGCACUCACGAAGGCCACUACAAAUUUCGAGUAAUGCCAUUUGGUCUCACUAAUGCCCCUUCGACAUUUCAGGCCACUAUGAACCAGGUAUUCAAGCCAUUACUCCUCAACUGUGUUAUUGUUUUCUUUGACGAUAUUUUAGUUUACAGCAAGACCGGAGAGGACCAUCGCUGCCAUUUGUGUCUUGUGUUACAAAGGCUGCGGGAUCACCAAUUUUAUGCUAAAGGCAGCAAGUGCAAAUUUUUUCAGCCAGCAAUUGAUUAUUUGGGGCAUUUAGUCUCGGCACAAGGGGUGCAGGCCGACCCUUCCAAGAUCGCCGCAAUGGUCGAAUGGCCUCAGCCUCGUACUAUUAAACAGUUACGGGGAUUUCUGGGAUUGACGGGAUACUAUCGGCGAUUCGUGGCCCACUACGCUACCAUAGCAGCUCCUCUUACAGAACUAUUGAAGAAAGACAACUUUGUGUGGACAGAACAAGCCAACGUAGCCUUCCAUCAGCUCAAAACAGCCAUGACAACGAUCCCAGUUCUUAUUCUACCAGAUUUUUCUAAGCUUUUUGUAAUUGAGUAUGAUGCAUCUAAUGUGGGUAUUGGGGCAAUCCUCAUGCAGGAAGGCCAUCCUAUUGCUUUUUUCAGCAAAAAACUCGGACCCAAAUUUGUUGGUACGUCGGCAUAUUUAAGAGAGUUAAGGGCUAUUGUGGAGGCCGUAACCAAAUGGCGACAGUAUUUGUUGGGACGUCACUUUGUUAUUCACACGGACCAUAGGAGCUUAAAAGAAUUACUCACCCAAGUAAUACAAACACCGAAACAGCAGCAUUUUCUAAGAAAGCUUAUUGGGUUCAGUUUUUCAAUAGAUUAUAAGGCGGGAAAAACUAAUUCAGCGACAGAUGCACUAUCUCGGCGACAUGAGGGAGUGUUCUCCUUCUUUACCGCUGCUAUUUCUUCUGCAUGUUUUGAUUUUCUGGACGAAUUGCGACGUGAAAAUACAACCUGCCCAGAACUUAGGCACCUCCACACCCAGUUAGCCGAAGGAACAUUGAAAGAAUCAGACUAUUCGGUGAAGGAUGGGUUACUUUAUUACAGGCAGCGUAUUAGAGUGAGCACCAAUUCACAUUUUAAGCAGCAACUUAUUAAAGAGUUCCACGAGACCCCUAAGGGUGGACAUGCGGGGAUGGAACGCACGUUCCUACGGUUGAGCGCCAAUUUCUUUUGGCCAGGUAUGAAAUCCGAAGUUCGAAAUUUUGUGCAAUCCUGUGUCAUUUGUCAAACAGUCAAGUACUCACCCGCUGCCCCUUACGGUUUGCUACAACCAUUGGAGCUUCCGGAACGCGUGUGGGGAGGAUCUAGCCAUGGAUUUCAUCGUGGGAUUACCGAAUUCGUUUGGGGUCACAAACAUCUUGGUAGUAGUAGAUCGCUUCACCAAAUAUGCUCAUUUUGGGGCAUUACCGAAUCAUUAUUCAGCCACCAAGGUCGCCGAUCUUUUCUCUCAUAUGGUGAUCCGUUUGCAUGGUAUGCCAAGGUCUAUUGUUUCGGAUAG
Messenger RNA from Humulus lupulus (European hop), 3630 nucleotides. RefSeq lists its product as uncharacterized. The record is from RefSeq and is a predicted model, not a curated record. The transcript has a single exon. The coding region runs from base 1 to 3630 and encodes 1209 amino acids. NCBI's taxonomy places the organism in Eukaryota, Viridiplantae, Streptophyta, Magnoliopsida, Rosales, Cannabaceae.